Molecule: messenger RNA, 2340 nt
Organism: Solanum dulcamara
Lineage: Eukaryota; Viridiplantae; Streptophyta; Magnoliopsida; Solanales; Solanaceae
Product: translation factor GUF1 homolog, chloroplastic
Exons: 22
Coding region: 114-2171 (685 amino acids)
Biological process (GO): positive regulation of translation
Molecular function (GO): ribosome binding; GTP binding; GTPase activity
Source: RefSeq, a predicted model, not a curated record
ACCCCAAAUGCUUUCAUUGCCUAUCGUUUUAUUUUGUGGCUGAAAAAUAAAACCGGAGAGACGAGAAGAUAUACCAAAAAUUGCACCAAAUUCUAACACUGCGCCAUUCGAAAAUGGCCACUGCCAAUUUUUGCCGCCCCAAAUUCAUUCAUCAUCAACAACAACAGCAGCAGCAGCACCGGAGUUGCUUUCACUUCCCUACAAAUCUCUACUUCAGUAACCACUUGAAAAGCAAACGCAGCAAUGGAGCUCAGUCAGUACGACGGCGACAGCGGCAGCGGCGUAGUAGCUUACGUGUGCAGUGCCAAACAGCUGCUACUGACCUCGAGACCACAGCUCGCGCCGGGAAAGACCGUCUGUUGAAGGUACCAAUAUCAAAUAUAAGGAAUUUCUCAAUAAUAGCACAUAUUGAUCAUGGGAAAUCGACGUUGGCAGAUAAGUUGCUGCAAAUGACGGGAACUGUAGAGAGCCGAGACAUGAAGGAACAGUUUCUAGAUAAUAUGGAUUUGGAGAGAGAAAGAGGCAUCACAAUCAAAUUGCAGGCUGCUCGAAUGCGUUUCAUUUAUGAAAAUGAGCCAUAUUGCCUUAAUCUGAUUGAUACUCCAGGUCAUGUAGAUUUCUCAUAUGAGGUCUCUCGGUCUCUUGCUGCCUGUGAAGGUGCACUGCUUGUUGUUGAUGCGUCCCAGGGAGUAGAGGCGCAAACCCUGGCUAAUGUGUAUUUAGCAUUGGAAAACAAUCUUGAGAUCAUUCCGGUUUUGAACAAGAUUGAUCUUCCAGGGGCUGAUCCAAGUCGUGUUUGUCAAGAGAUAGAAGAGAUUGUUGGCCUGGAUUGUAGCAAUGCAAUAUACACCUCAGCAAAGGAAGGAAUAGGUAUUACUGAAAUUCUAAACGCGAUUGUUCAGAGGAUUCCACCUCCACGUGAUACUGCCGGAAGGCCUUUGAGGGCUCUUAUAUUUGACAGUUACUAUGAUCCAUAUCGGGGCGUUAUUGUUUAUUUUCGAGUCAUUGAUGGGACUAUUAAGAAAGGUGAUAGAGUGCUUUUUAUGGCCAGUGGAAAGGAUUAUUAUGCUGAUGAAUUAGGAGUUUUAUCUCCCAACCAGUUGCAAGUUGAUCAAUUGUACGCUGGAGAGGUGGGCUUUCUUUCAGCUUCCAUAAGAUCUGUAGCUGAUGCUAGGGUGGGUGACACUAUAACACAUUUCCAUAGAAAAGCAGAACAAUCACUACCGGGAUACAAGGAGGCUACUCCAAUGGUUUUUUGUGGCUUGUUCCCUGUUGAUGCUGACCAGUUUAGUGAGCUUCGCGAUGCGUUGGAGAAAUUGCAACUUAAUGAUGCUGCAUUAAAGUUUGAGCCAGAGACUUCAAGUGCUAUGGGUUUUGGAUUUCGAUGUGGGUUUUUGGGUCUUCUUCACAUGGAAAUUGUUCAGGAAAGGCUCGAGCGCGAGUACAAUUUGUCUCUAAUAACUACAGCCCCAAGUGUCGUUUACCGAGUCAAUUGCAUAGAUGGUGAUACUGUUGAGUGUUCAAAUCCAUCUUUGCUUCCCGAACCUGGAAAAAGACAGUCAAUUGAAGAGCCAUUUGUUAAGAUUGAGCUGCUCACACCAAAAGAAUAUAUUGGUGCUCUUAUGGAACUUGCUCAAGAUCGACGAGGAAUAUUCAAAGAGAUGAAAUAUAUUACCGAGAAUAGAGCAUCAAUCAUAUAUGAAUUGCCUCUUGCUGAGAUGGUUGGAGAUUUCUUUGAUCAGCUAAAGUCAAGAAGCAAAGGUUAUGCAAGCAUGGAAUACUCCUUCAUUGGGUAUACAGAAAGUGAUUUGAUAAAGCUUGAUAUUCUCAUUAAUGGUGAUCGUGUCGAACCCUUGGCAACAAUCGUACAUAAAGACAAGGCAUAUUCUGUGGGAAGGGCUUUAACCCAAAAGCUAAAAGAAUUAAUACCCAGACAAAUGUUUAAAGUACCAAUUCAGGCGACCAUUGGCUCAAAAGUUAUUGCCAGCGAGGCUAUAUCUGCCAUCAGGAAGGAUGUUCUCGCCAAGUGCUAUGGUGGAGACAUAUCGAGAAAAAAGAAACUGCUCAAGAAACAGGCUGAAGGAAAGAAAAGAAUGAAAGCUAUUGGUAAAGUUGAUGUACCACAGGAAGCAUUCAUGGCUGUAUUAAAACUUGAAAAAGAGGUCUUAUAAUUCCUUUUUUAUUGAAAAAGAUGUUCUCAUUGUAGUGACUUUGUAUAUAAAGGAACAAUUUAUUUUGUUAAUUACAGUUGAUUUUAAUAUAAAGACAGUCUGAUCACAAGCAAUUCAUAUGGAGUAGCUAUAUGGAAGCAUAUUAUAAAUAUUUCUUAUUUUCACAUAA